GUGCUUGGGGGCCUAGUUGAUGGGAGAGCCCUUUGGUGUGUAGCUCUCACACACACUUCGUGUUGUCAGGUUUUUAGUUUUGGAAAUUCAACGCCUGUUGCUAAAGAAUUCUUGAGACUUGCUGUUCGAGCACAGUGCUGGUUUUCUGUGUAGCUCACCAUUGCUCCAACACGGAAAUGCCCACGCCAUUGAUUCUCUUUCUUUCCUAGGUGGCGCACAUGACAAAGAGUGAAAUGCAUUUGCACGACACAGCCUUCAUAGGCCCAGCACUUCUGUUUCUGGAUCAGUAUUUCAACAGCUUUAUCGAUGAAUAUAUUGUGCUUUGGAUUGCCCUGGUCUUCUCUUUCUUUGAUUUGAUUCGCUACUGUGUCAGCGUCUGCAAUCAGAUCGCAUCUCACCUGCACAUACACGUCUUCAGAAUCAAGCUUUCUUUGCAAAGGAGCUCAGCUCAGGAGCAGAUGUACCCCACUGGCGUGUGAGGGGGAGCUAGUGACCAACACCCGGAAUUCGGAGGGGAAGGUUUCCUAUCUUGACAUCGCUGAGGAAGUCAUUUUUUUAUUGCUCAAGAAAUGGAGUGUCUCGUGGGCUGGGACCCUGUCAGCAUGCGGAAUAAUGUACCUUUGUCGAUUCA
Molecule: messenger RNA, 631 nt
Organism: Myotis brandtii (Brandt's bat)
Lineage: Eukaryota; Metazoa; Chordata; Mammalia; Chiroptera; Vespertilionidae
Product: choline/ethanolaminephosphotransferase 1
Exons: 3
Coding region: 219-479 (86 amino acids)
Biological process (GO): phosphatidylethanolamine biosynthetic process
Cellular component (GO): Golgi apparatus; endoplasmic reticulum membrane
Molecular function (GO): diacylglycerol cholinephosphotransferase activity; ethanolaminephosphotransferase activity
Source: RefSeq, a predicted model, not a curated record